UUGAUCAGGGUUGGAAUUGACCUGAUCUCCUUGGAUCUUUAAAACCCCAUUUUACAAAGGUUGAUAUUGCAACAGCACGUAUUCGUUUUAGUUUUGUGCGCUUCACUGUCCGUUCCUCCUGACGCACCAAUUCAGCGCAUUUUCCAGCAGACCUCGUUGUGAGAUCGCAGGUCGGGAGGAUGACAGCUCGAGCAUAUUUCUCGUUGAUCGCGGUUUUAUCGUGUCUGUUCGGAUACUUGAGCAUAACUCACGCUAUUCAAAGGCGAGCCACAGUGGACGGUUUGUGUCCGGAGAGGCUGACGGUCGUGCCGUCCCGUCGAGGAUGUGCUUCUGAUGAAGACUGCCCUGGAGGACACAAAUGCUGUCGAUUUGACUCUGGGCCUGUUUGCGUGCUGCCUGUUUUCAUGAAGCCGGGUCACUGUCCCAUACCGGAGAUGAUUCCACUGUGUGCUGAAAGCUGUUUCCAUGAUUUCCAGUGUCCUGCCACACAGAAAUGUUGCCCAACCACUGGUGGCUUUGCAUGCAGUGAACCACGUGGUCAGGGAAUAGGUCAGGCAAGAUGCCAGGGAAGCUUCCAGGGCAGCGGCCAGGGUCAGAGCAGCGGCCAGGGAAGCGGUUAUGGCCAGGGUCAGGGAAGCGGUCAGGGCAGCGGCCAUGGCCAGGGAAGCGGUCAGGGCAGCGGCCAUGGCCAGGGAAGCGGUCAGGGCAGCGGCCAUGGCCAGGGAAGCGCCUAUAAAUGCCGAGAUCUGGGUCUCACGGAUCUCAUGCUGGGAACGGCAGUGUGUUCAACUUCAUGCGGAGCAGCGUGGAGCGAUCGGCAAGAGUUUCAGCUUGCAGUUCGGGACGGAACUAACCUAUCGGCAAGCUCCUCCCUUCGAGCGCAGAUGAGAUGA
Sinocyclocheilus rhinocerous is the source of this 893-nucleotide messenger RNA. RefSeq names its product GPI-anchored CFEM domain protein A-like. Lineage: Eukaryota; Metazoa; Chordata; Actinopteri; Cypriniformes; Cyprinidae. The transcript has 4 exons. The coding region runs from base 180 to 893 and encodes 237 amino acids. The record is from RefSeq and is a predicted model, not a curated record. Gene Ontology annotation, cellular component: extracellular region. Gene Ontology annotation, molecular function: peptidase inhibitor activity.